Xenopus tropicalis (tropical clawed frog) is the source of this 2572-nucleotide messenger RNA. It is a transcript of the gene tmem184c, whose product is annotated as transmembrane protein 184C. The record is from RefSeq and is marked provisional. The transcript is spliced from 10 exons. Gene Ontology annotation, cellular component: membrane. Bases 116 to 1447 code for a protein of 443 amino acids. NCBI's taxonomy places the organism in Eukaryota, Metazoa, Chordata, Amphibia, Anura, Pipidae.
CCCGGUAGGAACCUAGGAGCUACACCGCUAUAUCUGGGGCUGCGAGUUGUGCUGUUGGGACUGUUGGGCGGAAUGCUGUGAGAACCCCUGGAUCAGAGAUUGAGUCUCUCCCAGCAUGCCGUGCACCUGCGGGAACUGGAGAAGGUGGAUCCGACCCCUGGUGGUCUUACUCUAUAUUGUGGGGCUAAUUGUAGGCGUUCCAAUAUGCAUCUGGAAGCUGCAGAAGAUGGAGGUUGGUGUGCACACCAAGGCGUGGUUUAUUGCUGGGAUAUUUGUUCUCAUGACCAUACCAAUAUCUCUGUGGGGUAUCUUGCAGCAUUUGGUUCAUUAUACACAGCCAGAGUUGCAGAAGCCUAUAAUAAGGAUCCUGUGGAUGGUGCCAAUUUACAGUGUAGACAGUUGGAUCGCAUUGAAAUAUCCUGACAUUGCUAUUUAUGUUGACACAUGCCGAGAAUGCUAUGAAGCUUAUGUCAUCUACAACUUCAUGAUUUUCCUUUUAAACUAUCUAACUAAUCGUUGCCCAAAUCUGGCACUAGUUCUUGAAGCCAAAGACCAACAAAGACAUCUUCCUCCUCUAUGCUGCUGUCCACCUUGGGCAAUGGGAGAUGUUCUGUUGUUCAGAUGCAAGCUGGGAGUACUUCAGUAUACCGUAGUUCGACCUGUCACAACUGUAAUUGCCUUGAUUUGUCAGCUGACUGGAGUAUACGGUGAAGGUGACUUCAGUGUAAAAAAUGCCUGGACAUACUUGGUUAUAAUAAACAACGUCUCACAAGUGUUUGCUAUGUAUUGCCUUGUUCUGUUUUAUAAAGUACUCAAAGAAGAGCUCAACCCCAUUCAGCCAGUUGGCAAGUUUCUAUGUGUGAAGAUGGUCGUCUUUGUCUCAUUUUGGCAAGCUGUAUUCAUAGCCAUCUUGGUAAAGGCGGGUGUAAUUUCCAAUACAUGGGAAUGGAAAAAAGUUCAAGAUGUGGCUACUGGACUACAGGACUUCAUUAUUUGUGUUGAAAUGUUCCUGGCUGCUGUGGCGCACCAUUUUAGCUUCACAUAUAAGCCAUAUGUUCAGGAGGCUGAGGAGGGCUCGUGUUUUGAUUCAUUUCUUGCCAUGUGGGAUAUAUCAGACAUUCGAGCUGAUAUAUCAGAGCAAGUACGAAAUGUUGGAAGGACUGUACUGGGGAGACCCAGGAAGAUGUUUUUUAAUGACGACCUGGAACAAAAUGAGCAUACCAGCUUGUUGUCUUCGUCUACUCAGGAUCCCAUAUCUGCAGCUUCCUCUAUACCACCAUCUCCAUCAGGGCACUACCAAGGGUUUGGUCAGACAAUAACCCCCCAAACUACACCCACUGCUACAACUAUGCCUGAGGAACUUUACAGCGCUGACUCCCCUGAAGCAGAUUUAGUAGCGGACCACAGUAAGGUGCCAGAUGAAAGUUGCAACCAUUUGGAUUCCUAGCCUUUUUGCAGUGCCUAAACAACAUGUUCUGUGUUGUGUACUUUUAUAUAAUGAAUGGCCUACUGUAAGUGACAGCUCUGUUUCCCUGCACAUAAGGAAUUGCCAAAUGUUGUUUGUGGUUACCCAUGGGGACAGUGUUUCUGUCUGACACUGUUUACAUAAUACCAAAAGAUGGAAAGUAAUUCUAGGAAAGUUGUUACUUUUUAUUGCCCUAAGGUUUGUAUUACACAAGAUGAUGAGCUUAAGGAGGAACAAUGAUUCUUUCAUUCUUGAAAGUUUUUUUUUUUUACUGCACACGUGCAAAUAUAUCAUAUGAGUUCUGGAGUAGCUAGGGCAGACAUGAAAAGAAUGUACCUGGAUAGAUCCAGGCUGCCAGGUAAUGGUCAGUCUUCUAGGGCCCGAUAUAAUGUUCUCAAAAGAUAUACCAAUAUAAAACUAGUGGGGGUCAUAUCUACAAUAAAUGUGCUCUACCUGUAGGAGGGCACGGCCCUUUAUAAAUCCAACCAUCUUUACUGAGGUCUUGUUUUCUCAAAACUUCACUUCACACUACAGACCUUGGUACAUUUGGGAGCAAAGGACAGAUCUAGUCACCUCAUUGUGAAAUUACUUCACAAUAUCGAGUGUUGGAAAGAACAGGAAUCAAAAUAAUCUAAUAACAUAGAGCUAAAUCUAAAGUUACCGGAUAACAAUGCAUUAAUCUGCAAGGAAUGCCAUUUGUGUAGGCAGCAUUCCCAUAUAGGCACAAAAUCUCAAGUAACUGCACAAGAUUUUGUGUUCCUGAUCACUAGAUGAGGUCAAUAACAGUAACUUUAGGUCACAAGAAUGGAUUCAUAAAAAGUUGAACGCAUUGAAUUUACAGAAAACAUGUAUGGUGUUAUAGCUGAAACUACAAUCUAUGAAUACUUGGGCACUGAAAACUCUCAUGUUGGAGGCUGAAACACCAUGAUGAUGUGAGCAGCACAGGCUGAGCUCGGCAUGGGAUGGCAGCUAGGCACUAGAUGGCAGUAUUCUCUUCCUGUCUCAAGAGUAACCUUGUAAUGCUGCUCAGUUCUGUAAGUGACCUGAGAAUGUACUGGUCAGCACCAUAUAACCAAAUAGACCUAAAUAAACAUGUUAAACUAUAAA